AUGUCCUUCUCCAGUCGCCUCUUCAAAAGGCGGAGGAUGUCGUCCAACACCACCGGCUCGCUGCAGUCACAGGCCAUCCACGAUGAGCUCCCCGGCGGAGGCGCGUCCGCUGCUACUGGUGCCCUGUUGGAGAGCUCGAGCAGCCCCAGGAAUUCGCUGUCAAGGCCAAGAGCGGUCUCUACUACCACGGUGCCUGGCGCUUCCAGCCUACCCAGUAGGUCUCAUAUCCACAACGUGAAUCAUUCCAAUCAAGGUAAGUCGAGUGGAGAGGGCAGAACUUGGGUUUUGCACGUGGAUGAGGACAUCGGAUGAGCUGAUUGCGAAUAUGAUUGGCAGAUGUUCAGUAUUCGUCAUCCGGGGUGCGUGAACAGACUGCGGAGCUCUCUUCAUCCUUCUUGAGUGAUUCCGAGAUGGGCAAGCAUGUCACUCUUGAAAACAACGAAGACCAAGCCAGACUUGGAGCACCACAACGACCGGAUACCAUUGCGGAGCGUUCGGAGCCUCCUACGCCACGGGCACUUGAGCCCCGAGACCCCACGCAGGUGCUCCCGGACGCCACGGGUGCUCUAUCGAUCUACUCGGACGGGCCUUCACACGACUCUACCGGACUGGGAGCUCGUCCGCAGCCUGCCGCUGGCGACGUACCGGACGUGGUCGUCACGGAUGAGCAGGGCGGUAGAAUGGGCGAAAGGACCCCUCUGCUCCCUCAAGCGCGGCUAUCAGGCCCGCGCACGAAGCGUUAUGAUGGUGCGCCAGCGCUCGAGAAUCAGUCGCAGGCGAAAUUGGAGCCGCCGAGACAAGGAAUCUGGAAUCGCUUUGGCCAUCACUACCCUUCACUAAAGGCACUUGGCCAUGUAGGUCGAGUAUUAGCAAAUCCGAAAGGCUGGGACAUGCGAGCAGUUGGUCAGAAUGUGAUUGUAAGACCCGCAAGUAUGCUGCCGUCCGUCUUUCUAGGCUUGCUCCUGAACCUGCUCGAUGCCCUGUCUUACGGCAUCAUUCUCUUCCCGCUCGGAGAGGAAGUCUUCUCGUCGAUGGGAGCCGAUGGUGUGUCGAUGUUCUACGUGAGCUGCAUAAUCUCGCAGUUGACCUACUCCACCGGCAGCAUAUUCAGGGGUGGUGUCGGCUCAGAGAUGGUAAGUUGAUCGAUCCUGACAAGUGAUGCAUGGCUAAACAAAGACACCAGAUUGAAGUCGUACCGUUCUUCCACAAAAUGACUCACAUGAUUAUGGAGGAGAUGGGAACAGGCAACCCCGAUGCACUCCGGGCGACAGUCAUCACGUCUUACGCCAUGAGCUCCAUCCUGACCGGCAUCAUCUUCUUCAUCCUCGGCAGUGCUCGCUUGGGAACGCUGGUCAACUUCUUCCCUCAUUCGAUCCUGGUCGGAUGUAUCGGUGGCGUCGGCAUCUUCCUGUUCCUCACUGGCGUUGAAGUCUCCGUUCGUCUGGAAGGUAAUUUGUCGUUCACGAAAGACGUCUUUUUCAAACUUGUUGAACCCAUGAGUCUUGCUCAAUGGCUACCGCCGCUUGCUCUGGCUAUCCUGCUCUUGGUCGUCCGCCGCUAUUACGACAAGCCAUUCUUGGUUCCGGCAUACUACAUUGCUAUCACUGCCAUCUUCUACAUUGUCACCGCUGCUGUGCCGUCGCUCCACAUGGAGACACUGCGGAAAGCGGGUUGGGUGUUCGAAGCUCCCGACGCCGACAAGUCGUUCUACAACUUCUACAGCUACUACCAAUUCCGCCUCGUCGAUUGGAAAGCUGUCGGCAUGACGAUACCAUCGCAAUUCGCGCUGACGUUCUUCGGUAUUCUGCAUGUGCCCAUCAACAUCCCUAAUCUGGCCAUGAAGAUGCAGGAGGACAACGUUAGCAUCAACCGGGAAUUGAUCAUGCACGGUAUCUCCAACACCCUUUCCGGAUGUGUCGGGAGUAUUCAGAACUAUCUUGUCUACGUCAACUCGGUUCUCUUCAUGGACACGGGAGGUGACAGUCGGCUUGCUGGGUACCUUCUUGCUGCGGCGACUGCGGCUUUGUGGGUCAUCGGACCGGUCGUCAUUGGAUACGUACCGGUCAUGGUUGUCGGCACGCUCAUCUACUACCUUGGCAUCGACCUGGCCAAAGAGGCUAUUGUCGACACAUAUGGAAGACUCCAUCGCUUGGAGUACUUCACCAUUGUCGUCAUUGCCCUGGUCAUGGGCAUCUACGAUUUCGUUGUGGGCGUUGCAGUUGGCAUUGGGCUUGCUUGUCUUGUAUACGUCGUGCAAACGUCUCGGAAGACGGUAAUCCGAGCUCAAUUCUCUGGAGAGAUUGCAGAGUCGACUGUGCGCCGUCAUCCCCGGCAGCGCAAUUACCUACACCGGGUUGGACCACAAAUCCGGAUUGUCAAACUUGGGGGCUACCUCUUCUUCGGCAGUAUCGUCAACGUAGAGAAGACGGUUCGAGCGCUUAUCGACGCGGAAGCCUUUGCCGCAUCUCCUAUCCGAUACCUUAUUCUGGACUUCUCGCACGUCACCGGUGUCGACUUCUCAGCCGCCGAAGGCUUUGGAAGGAUGAAUCGCGUCUUGAGGAGAAGAGACGUGGAGAUGGUCCUCGCAGGAGUCAAUCUCAAUGACGAAGUCGGACGAAGCUUGAAGAUGGACGGUCUCUUUGAAGAAAGCGACGAGGACCCACCAAUGCCACCCCCAAAGGUCUACGAAAGCCUUAACGGGGCCCUCGAAGCCUGCGAGAACGGCAUGCUCGUCACGCUCACGGAAAAGCAACAAAGCGGCAUGAUGCGUUCUGCAGGCGACUCCUCCCCACCCAUGCCCAUACCUUCCGAACAGCCCAAACAGGCAUCCAUCUCCGACCUCGACAGCGUCUUCGGCUCCCCACGAACGAACCUCCGCCUUCGCGCCGCCACAGAGACCAUCGUUGAGGAUCAGAGCACCUCCUCCCCUCAACAAAACAAAUGGCAGAAUCUCAAACAACCUCUACCCCUGAUCCUCCAAGCCUUCCAGGACCUCACGUCCCAAAACGAAGAUUUCUGGUUCCGCGCGGUCCCCUACUUCACCAGGAGGGAAUUCACCAAAGGCCAACUGCUCUACGCCCGGCACGACAAGCCGAACGGGUUCUACCUGCUGCAAUCCGGCAUCCUGAGAGCGGACUAUUCCCUCGAACAAGGCAACUAUCAGGAAUCCAUCGUCGCGGGCACCACCUGUGGCGAAUUGCCGUUCUUCAGCGACACGGAGCGGACGUGCAGCGUGCUGGCGGAGACGGACUGCGUGGCGUGGUGUCUGACGCCGGAGCAGUGGAAGGCCUUACAGGGGCGAGAUGUCGAAGUCGCGCAGGAAUUGUUGAAGGUGGGGCUGAAAUUGAGCGCGGAGAGGAUGAAUGCUAUUACUAGUUAUGUUCUGAUCACGGCGAGUUGA
Messenger RNA from Lecanosticta acicola, 3400 nucleotides. NCBI's taxonomy places the organism in Eukaryota, Fungi, Ascomycota, Dothideomycetes, Mycosphaerellales, Mycosphaerellaceae. The record is from the annotation of a GenBank genome assembly.